Molecule: messenger RNA, 4082 nt
Organism: Phyllopteryx taeniolatus (common seadragon)
Lineage: Eukaryota; Metazoa; Chordata; Actinopteri; Syngnathiformes; Syngnathidae
Gene: prdm8b
Product: PR domain containing 8b
Exons: 4
Coding region: 367-2067 (566 amino acids)
Biological process (GO): regulation of DNA-templated transcription
Cellular component (GO): nucleus
Molecular function (GO): protein binding
Source: RefSeq, a predicted model, not a curated record
GCUUGAGUGCCGUCAAGCGGCGGUCGGCCAGUGAAGAGUUAAAAGGAGGAGACGCGGACUGACACGCCUCAUCGGAGAGAUGAUGUGCGGCCAACAAAACGCGCGUGUCGCCCCGCGAGUCUUCCACAGCCCUGGAACACGUCGUCUCGUGCGCGAGCGCCACGAGGCCGGAGCCGGACGGGUCCUGGUUCUCAUACACUGAGGAAGCCCCGCAACCUUCCCCUCUUGCUUUUUGGCUGCUUUUUCUUCGUUCCUAUUCGUCGGUUUUUGUGGCUCCAGGUUGUGGAUUACUUGGUUCCGAUUCUGCACAAGAGGUACGAGGUAUAAAUAUGACCUGAUGCGUUGUAUGUCACCCAGAGUCCGGCCAUGGAGGAGUCGAGCUCGCACCACAAGGCGCAGCUGUGGGACGGCGACGCCAAGGCGGUGCAACAGUGUCUGACGGACAUCUUCACCAGCGUCUACACCACCUGCGACGUGCCCGAGAGCGCCAUCUUCGGGCCGUGCGUGCUCAGCCACACGUCCAUGUACGACAGCAUCGCCUUCAUCGCGCUCAAGGCCACCGACAAGCGCACCGCACCCUACAUAUUCCGGGUGGACACAUCCGCGGCCAACAGCACGUCGGAGGGCCUGACGUGGCUUCGUCUGGUGCAGUCGGCCCGCGACAAGGACGAGCAGAACCUGGAGGCGUACGUGAAGAACGGCCAACUCUUCUACCGCUCGCUUAGGCGCAUCGAGAAGGACGAGGAGCUGCUGGUGUGGUACGGGAAGGACCUGGUGGAACUGCUGCUGCUCACUGCCGCCAGGGUGUCGGCUAAGAGCAAAGGUUCAUCCCACCACUCGUGCCCGGACUGCAGUCAGAGGUUCCAGUUCGAGUUCCCGUUCUUGGCGCACCUCCGCUUCCGCUGCACCAAAAGACUGCAGAGCCUGACGGGGGCAGACGAGGAGCCCAGCAGGGAGCGCAGCCCGGACCGUCCCAACGCAACGCCCACCAGGAGCAGCCCCAAGCACGGCCGCUCUGAGGGCGACGGAAGCAAACCCUCCACGGACUUUCACAACCUGGCUCGGGACAUGGAAAACAACCGGACCGGAAGCCCCCUGCGCGACAGAGAGGCAGAGGUGUGCAGCGAGAGCUCGGGGAAGAGGAAGUUCUCCGCGGUGGAGGACCGGGAGUGCCGACGACCCGGCCUGCCGCAGUCCAAGUCCAAGGAGGAGCUGGCGACGUCGGCGCAGAACUACCGGGGAGUGUACGGCUUAGAGGAGAAUCACCGGUCACUUUCCUCUUCCAGUUCCUCGGAGACCAAGUGCAGCGCCUUCACCGAAGUCAAGAAGUCGGUUCAGACUCUCAAGAACCACGGCGGCAGCAAAAGCCCGUCGGCCGCCAACUCUGAGAACAAAGACCGUCCCAGCAGCAGCCCCUCGGAGAAGCACCUGAACAUCCGGCAGGUUCUGUCAGAGACGCAGCCGCCCCAAACCCCACCCAUGGGGAGCGCCUUCACCUCGGUGAGCCAGGGAGGCAGCGGCAGCGAGAGGAAGAGCGCCUUCAGUCAACCGGCUCGAUCCACCUACUCCCAGAUCUCCCCGCUGGUGUUGCCGCCCAAGCUGCUGGACUGCCACCCUGCGGUGGGCGACACCAUCUCAUCCAGUCGUCUCUACCAGGCCGACCACCUGGCCGCCAAGCUGCAGGGCGCCGAGCUGGGCGCUAACUGCCCUGUGCCGGGCGGCGUUGCCAAGCAGAGCCCCUUUGUAUACGCUGCCGCCGCCGCAGCUGCCACUUUCUGGCCCAAGAACUCAGGCGCCGUCCAGUUGCAGAUGCCCUCGGCGCUCACACUCCUGCCGCCCUCCUUCACGUCUCUGUGCCUGCCGGCGCAGAACUGGUGCGCCAAGUGCAACGCCUCAUUCCGCAUGACUUCGGACCUGGUGUACCACAUGCGCUCGCACCACAAGAAGGAGUACGCCAUGGAGCCCCUGGUCAAGCGGCGGCGCGAGGAGAAGCUCAAAUGUCCCAUCUGUAACGAGUCCUUCCGAGAGCGCCACCACCUGUCACGUCACAUGACCUCGCACAAUUGACUUGAGGCCCCUGGACCUGGCGCUGGGGGACCUGUCAGGAAUUAGGUGGAUUAAGGGGGCCCUGCCGCUUCAGUGCCGCAAAAUAACUAAAAUCUUUAAGGGCCCCUGUCAGUCAUGUGGUCUUUGAGUAGGGGUUCUCAAACUAUUUGGGUACUUUGGAGAUUUUUUGAUUUGAUUUCGAAAAAAUACACCCUAAGUGUGUGUGUAUGUACAUCCAGCAAAUACUCUUUGUAAGCUUCUCUUACUAACAACCCAGGCUAAACCUAGCUCCUACCAGACAUACAAGGCUUAUCUAUCAAUUGAAAUGUAUUACUUCAACAUACUUCUUUGGAGCAAUUACCGUGCUACUUUUUUUUACAUAGACAGGUCUUCAGUUCCAUAUUGUGGCAUCUUGGGUUGUUUCAGAAAGAGCAAAAAAAUAAAUAAAUAGUGACUAGGUGAAUGCGGAAAUAGCGAACCACGACAAGGCAGGUGCGUAUUCUACCAUUCAUGUUUUGAAUAUUUCAACCUAAAUAUUCGUGAAUGGAACUGAAUGAAAUGUGAUAUUUAUCCAUCGUUGCAAGCUGAAUGCACUGCUUACACUUACAACGUGGCUGCAAACAGAGAGGGUGUAGUUUAUAAAAGCACAGUCAGUGUUGCCAACUUCGCCAUUUGGUCACUAUAUUUAGCCACUUAGCUUAGCGACAAUUUUUCAAAAAAGCGACUACGUUCUAAAAACCAGGCUUAAAAAAAACAAGAGAAAAAAAAAUCAUCAAAUGUGGAAUUCAGUAUAUUAUUUACUUUAAGCAAAAAUAUUGCAGAAAAAUGUUACCUUGCAAAAUUUCCUAAAACAAGUAAACAUAGCUAGCCCACUGAUAUCCUAAAGCUAGUGUGUUUAUAUGACUUAGCCCUACAGAAUUAUGGUACUACGUACCUGAGGCUUUUUCACGUUGUAAGUGGCCCUCGCUUUGGGGACUGACUUUUAUAUGUUUCAAAUUUUUGCUCUUUCGGACAAGUUCACCCGUAAAGGACCAAAAUGACCCUAAAACGGCCACUUGAAAGGGAAAUGGCAGACUUGCUGUGUCUUUUCAGUAAUGGCUUCUUGAGACUUUUCGGUGGGUCUACUCAUGCGACACGCCUACAAAAGUUCAUGUUACUAAGUCAAACUGGCUUCUGUGGCUGAAUUUUGGAAGACUCUCUCGGGGGAGUUUGUAUUUGAAGGACCCUUGGAAACGAUGUGGAGAAAAAAAAUGGCAGACUUUCUGUCUCUUUGCAAUCAUGGCUUGCGGAGACUACGGGUCGACUCAUUGUAGACAUGCUGACCAAAUUUCAUGUUGACUUUUCAAAAACUCCCUUGGAGCAUUUGUCUUAGAAGUAACCCUGAAACAGUCAAAAUGAGCCUCAAGUGGCUACUUUGAAGCAAAAUGGCAGACUUCCUGUGUCUAUUCAGUCAUGGCUUCUUGCGACUUUUUUGUUGGGUCUACUCAUGUCUAACAAAUUUCAUGUUGCUAAAUAAAGCUGGCAUUGAGGGCUUAAUUUUCAAAAACGUUGGAAUUUGAUACAUUUUAUGUCGGGGAGGAGCCAAGUUUAGCUUGGGUCGUUAGCAGAAGCCAUUGCGGAGAAUCAAAAGUUUGAGAACCAAUCUCUUAGAAUCAUCAUCACUGACUUCGCCACCCCCCCUUGUGGUGCCCCCGUCCCCCCCUCCCCUUUGCACUCCUUUUCUGGAAGGUUUCUUUUUGUGUCCAAAAAACAAAUGUCACGUUUGAAAUGAAUCUAUUUAUGAAGCACUUACCCCGUCUCAGAAGGGAAGAUGGAAAUAUGUGUAAAUGUACAGUGAGUUGUAUUUUAUAUCCUACAUGAAUAUAGACACAAUGUGUGUGAGUGAGUGCAUGCACUACUACGGGAAACCAUAUCCACUCCACAUGCAGACCAUGUGUAAAUACAAAGGGUUCUGAUUUGAAAUACAAAGUGUGACCAUGGUAUUGCUAAUAAUAAUAAUAUUUUGUGUCUGUGUGUGUGUGUGUGUGGAGGGGGGG